UCGUCCUUCAUAAACUAUCCAAUCAUCUAUCUUCUCCAGCUCCUCUCCGAACACACUGCAAAUUUUCAUCAACCAAACCAAAAGCACACACACAAACAUGGCAGUCUCAACCUCAUUCCGAGUAUUUUCCACAAGGUUCCCACAACCUAUUCUCCACCCAACUAAAACCCCUGUUUUUCAAACCCUAUUUCUCAGUACAAUUCCUCCACAAACCCCCACAAAAAUCUCAUUUUUCAGGUCAAUUUCAAUCCAAAAAGUGCCCACAACUCCUCACGCAUCAUCAUCUUCAACCCCUUCAGCUUCAGUUAAUCUCCAGCCCAUUUCUGAUCUUCCCCCAAAGCUUCAAGAAAUUGUCAAGCUUUUUCAAUCAGUUCAAGAACCCAAGGCUAAAUAUGAGCAGUUGUUGUUUUAUGGUCGGAAUUUGAAACCCCUUGAUGCAAGAUUCAAGAUUUCUGAUAAUAAAGUUCAGGGUUGUGUUUCCCAGGUCUGGGUCAGGGCUUAUUUUGAUGACGAUAAAAAUGUGGUCUUUGAAGCUGAUUCUGAUUCUGUGCUGACCAAGGGCUUAGCGGCAUUGCUUGUUCAGGGUCUUUCGGGGGAGCCUGUUGAGGAGAUUGUCCGGGUUUCACCUGAUUUUGCUGUGCUUCUUGGGUUGCAACAGAGUUUGACUCCUUCUAGGAAUAAUGGGUUUUUGAAUAUGUUGAAGUUGAUGCAAAAGAAGGCUUUAAAUUUAUUCAUUGAAGCUGAGAAAAGUGGGAGUAAUGAGAUGGUGGUGGAAAGUUUGAGUUUGGGUUCGAGUACUGAUAAGGACGGUGAUUUGUUUGUGGGAGAUGGUGUGGAAGUCGAUGGUGGUGAUUCGGGCUCGAGUUCUGAUAAUGUGAUUGCUUUGGGGAGUAGAGGAGAGAGGAUCAGGGAGAAAUUGGAGAGAGAGCUUGAGCCUGUUGAAUUGAAAGUGGAAGAUAUAUCUUAUCAGCAUGCUGGACAUGCUGGGGUGAGAGGCAGUGAUGGAGAGACGCAUUUUAAUGUGAGAGUGGUUUCAAAGGAGUUUGAAGGAAAGAGUUUAGUUAAAAGGCAUAGGCUUAUCUAUGGGCUAUUGCAAGAUGAACUGCAGAGUGGACUUCAUGCAUUGUCAAUUGAAGCGAAAACACCGACUGAAGUUGGAAGCAGCUAAUGGAAUAGAGGUUUUCAUGUUAUAUAUUUUUUCUGAUAUGCCAUUUUUGUUUGAAAUUAGUCAGUAAACUUGUUUUAUGUUUCAUUGUACUUGUAGUUAGCAAAUAAUCUGAUACUAUUAUGUAUUUGGAAUGAUAAUACAAUAUAAUCAUUUACAUCUUGAAACAUGUAUCUAUUAU
Messenger RNA from Daucus carota subsp. sativus, 1346 nucleotides. Its product is annotated as sufE-like protein 1, chloroplastic/mitochondrial. Lineage: Eukaryota; Viridiplantae; Streptophyta; Magnoliopsida; Apiales; Apiaceae. The transcript has a single exon. The record is from RefSeq and is a predicted model, not a curated record. Gene Ontology annotation, biological process: iron-sulfur cluster assembly. The coding region runs from base 98 to 1168 and encodes 356 amino acids. Gene Ontology annotation, cellular component: chloroplast.